Triticum aestivum (bread wheat) is the source of this 1143-nucleotide messenger RNA. Its product is annotated as glycerol-3-phosphate 2-O-acyltransferase 6-like. Gene Ontology annotation, cellular component: membrane. Gene Ontology annotation, molecular function: glycerol-3-phosphate 2-O-acyltransferase activity; phosphatase activity. The record is from RefSeq and is a predicted model, not a curated record. Gene Ontology annotation, biological process: cutin biosynthetic process. Lineage: Eukaryota; Viridiplantae; Streptophyta; Magnoliopsida; Poales; Poaceae. The transcript is spliced from 2 exons. The coding region runs from base 27 to 911 and encodes 294 amino acids.
ACGCUGAGCACUCACUGUGGCUGUGCAUGCAGGAAGCCUACCUUGUCACGUCGAGGAAGUACAGCCCGGUGCCCAAGAACCAGCUGCUGACGCCCCUCAUCCUCCACGACGGCCGCCUCGUGCAGCGCCCGACGCCGCUGGUGGCGCUCGUCACCUUCCUCUGGAUGCCGUUCGGCUUCGCCCUCGCCCUCCUCCGCGUGUACAUCAACCUGCCCCUCCCGGAGCGCAUCGUCUUCUACAUCUACCACAUGAUGGGCAUCCGGCUCAUCGUGAAGGGGACCCCGCCGCCGCCGCCCAAGAAGGGGAGCCCGGGCGUGCUCUUCGUGUGCAACCACCGCACCGUGCUGGACCCCAUCGAGGUCGCCGUCGCGCUCGGCCGCAAGGUGAGCUGCGUGACCUACAGCAUCUCCAAGUUCUCGGAGCUCAUCUCGCCGAUCAAGGCGGUGGCGCUGACGCGGGAGCGCGACAAGGACGCCGAGAACAUCCGGCGGCUGCUGGAGGAGGGCGACCUGGUGAUCUGCCCCGAGGGCACCACCUGCCGGGAGCCCUACCUGCUGCGCUUCAGCGCGCUCUUCGCCGAGCUCACGGACCGCAUCGUGCCGGUGGCGAUCAACACCAGGGAGCACAUGUUCCACGGCUCCACCGUGCGCGGGUUCAAGCUCAUGGACCCCUACUUCUUCUUCAUGAACCCGCGGCCGGUCUACGAGGUCACCUUCCUCAACAUGCUGCCCAAGGAGCUCACCUGCGGCGGGGGCAAGUCGCCCAUCGAGGUCGCCAACUACAUCCAGAAGACGCUCAGCGACCAGCUCGGCUUCGAGUGCACCACCAUCACCCGCAAGGAGAAGUACGGCAUACUGGCCGGCACCGACGGGCGCGUCCCGUCCAAGAACAAGGACAAGGAGAAGAACUAGCGGAUCUCUCGGGCUGGACUGCCUCGCGUCGCGCCGGCUACAGUGGUUGAUCGUGGUUGUUGUUGUUUACAGUUUACUAUGAUUAAUUGUUUGUUAUUUGUCAGAUCACUCACCGUUUCCAGGAAACUAAAAGGACCGUGUCGUCGUGUAUUAGCUUGAGGUCACAAUUGUCAUGUACCAAUAAUUGUUUCUUCGCCAAAAGGAUGAGUAAUUAUAUGGACGAUUUUCAGAA